ACAAUUUCACAAACUUGAAUGAUUCUAUCUCUCUCUAUUUCUACAAAUUGUUUUGUUUAUUUAAUAUUUUUUUAAAGAAAAGUGUUGUUUUGCAAUAUAGGGAACUUGCCAGGCUGUCCUUGUAAUUUGAGUUAAACUAGUCAAGAGAUAGUUGAAUAGGGAAGGGAAAGAAAUAAGAAGAGUGCAAAGAGUGGAUCAAAAUAUCAGAAAAAAAAACAUCACCCUUUCCCCAUUCACUCUUAUCACCACGAGACGAGAUCGGCAGCACAAUCUACCAGAUCUGUUAAAUUUCUUAUUUAUUUGGGCAGAAUUUGGUAUUUUGAAUCUGAUUGAGUUUUGGUUAUAGUUUAUUGGAUUUAGGGGUUAUGGAUUGGGAAAGGAGAGUGAAUGGAGGAGAUUAUAAUAAUCUGACAUCAUCCUCUUCGUCUUCGUCUUCUAGUUAUAUACAACACCCAGUUUCCAAAUUUGAUACCCUUGCUGGCGUAGCUAUCAGAUAUGGCGUUGAGGUGGCUGAUAUUAAAAGGAUAAAUGGCCUGGUAUCAGAUCUCCAAAUGUUUGCUCUAAAAACACUUAAUAUACCAUUACCUGGGAGGCAUACCCCCUCGCCAGUUUUAUCAAAUGGUCAACACACUCAAAGACCUCGCAGCUCUGACCAGACCUCUUCAAGUCGUCGACACUCUGAUUUAUUUGAUUCGUUUCAAUCCCUGAAACUGAAAUCAUCCUCUCCCCAACCAAAAGUUUCACCAGCUAUGAGCAGCUUACAAGGAUAUUAUGGUCUUAAACCGCCAGAUGAGAAAGCUCAAUCUGAAGGAUUUGAAAUGGCUGUGUAUCGUAAGGGAGGAUCACAUUAUUUAGAAGAUGGCCCAUUUUACAAAUCCUCUCCUCUUUCAAAUCCACCACUUAGUCUUCAGAGAAAAUCCAAGAGUGUAGCUAAUGGUUUUAUGUCAGAGAAUGGAGUUCCUACAAAUCACCUAUCAACAGAAGACACCAGAGACAAUGGUUCCGAUAGAUGGUUUGAGAAAUUAGUGAGAAGGCGUCAAAAGUUGGAAACUGAUUUCACGCGUACUCCAGAAAUGCUGUUGAAGGAAGAUAACAGCAACAACGGCUGGUUUUCAGCUGUCACUGGGAAGGGCUUAGCUCUGAGACCCAAAUCAGCUAAUCGAACUCUCUGUGGGGCAGAUGCCGAAGCAAGUUCAAUAAGUCCUAUUCCUACUGGCUUAGGGGAUUCUUUUAUAAACGACAGUGCUUCCGUAGUUAGGAAGUCAUCAAGUACAUCGAAUUUGCAAGAUUCAGAUACCGGUACAUUGUCUUCUCUGUGGAAUUUGAAGCCAGAUUUUCAAGCAAUUUCCACUGCAGCCAUUACUAAGCCAAUCUUUGAUGGCCUACCUAAACCAAUUACAGGUCGAAGAAACAAGGCUGCGCUCGAUUAGCUUAUUCUUUCUGCAUUAGCUGCUUAGAAGUUCAUUUCUUCAAUACUUUAAACAGAGCAUUCUCCGAUGAAGUGAUAAAUGGAGAUUAAAGAUAGAAGACUUUGGUUAUCUCAUGGUAAAAUAAACUUCCUUUAGUUUGUGAAUUCUCAUGGUUCAUACCUUCCGUUUGAACUGUGUUCGAGAUUUAUAGCAGCACCAAAAAUUGGCUGAAGAAUCUCUGUUUACAAUCGAUUUUUGCUAUAGCAUGGUAGUGCAUCGUGCAAUUUGUCACAGCAUAUGUAUAUUAGGCAUUCAAGUUCAUUGAUCUGAAAUGAGGAGAGAGGAUAUUGUUUAUACAUGUAUUAUAUGAUCCGUACAUCACUUCACAUGAUUUUGUGUUUUAUUGUUUCAUCAUCUAUUCUUCUGCA
Messenger RNA from Capsicum annuum, 1837 nucleotides. RefSeq lists its product as uncharacterized. The coding region runs from base 366 to 1430 and encodes 354 amino acids. The record is from RefSeq and is a predicted model, not a curated record. The transcript is spliced from 3 exons. Lineage: Eukaryota; Viridiplantae; Streptophyta; Magnoliopsida; Solanales; Solanaceae.